GAGACUCCUCUUUCCCCAUGUGCUGGGGGACAACUGAAGAGUAAAAGUAGCUUGGGAAUCUCCUGUAUUCUUUCUAGGUGAUUGCUAGGCCUGUUUGUGAUUACUUUCCUCCAUGCAUCAUGUGUGGAGCUGUCUCGCUCAGUAAGCGUGUGCAGAUUGCAGCACCGAGGUGGGUCCUGCUGGUUGAAUGACCCUGUAGAUUAGGUUCUGCAUAUAAGUUAAAACCUUUCCUGUUGCUGGUUCCUGUUGCUGCAGUUGACAACAGAGCAAGACUGGCAGUGUUCAAGUUUGAACAUAGUUUGGGGGCAACAAUAUAGCCUGUGAACUAAGUAAGCUUCCUCGCAUCCCUCAGGCCUCACAAAUGAGGAAACGUUUUUGCGGUUUAGGAGGUUGGAUUCUUGGCAACUGAUGGGAAAGAAUGGGUGUGAACGGUAAGUGCUGCAGGAGGCACGCUGAACAAAACCGUUCCAUGGGAAAGCAGUUCCCGGAAGGAGGCAUGUCCUUUGGCUCUGAGAGUAGAGGCCAGUUUUACCUGACAGAUAAAGAGCUCUCAAAAGCGGCUGUGCCUUCCCUGAGAGCACAAUCUAGGUUUUGAAAGUACAACUUACAGAGGCUGAUAGCUUAGAAGAUAUCUCCCUGUUUGGUCGUGAGAUGCACUGUUUACAAGGGAGAAGUUCAUUUCUAUCAUUUCCAAAACUACGUAGUAUAUUUUGGAGGCUUCAUCAUACAACAGCAUCACGAGCAUGCAGCUGUAGCAAAACGGUUAGCGAUGAAAAAUAUCAGGACCCUUUUAAACUUGGUAGGAAAGACUUGAAGAAUCUCUAUGAGGAUAUUAAAAAGGAACUACUUGUAUGUACAGCAGAACUUAGGGAAAUGUGUGAAUAUUACUUUGAUGGAAGAGGGAAAGCCUUUCGACCAAUGAUUGUGGUGCUAAUGGCAAGGGCAUGCAACAUUCAUUACAAUAACUCCAAGAAGUUCACUUUAUUGUGGCUGCUGAAAGGAAAAUGGGAAGUACAAGCAAGCCAACGCUCUGUGGCCAUAAUUACAGAGAUGAUUCACACUGCUAGUCUAGUUCAUGAUGAUGUUAUUGAUGAAGCAAAUUCUCGGCGAGGAAAAAUGACAGUUAAUCAAAUCUGGGGAGAGAGAAAGGCUGUUCUAGCUGGUGAUUUCAUCCUGUCUGCAGCUUCUUUAGCUUUAGCACGGAUAGGAAACACUAAUAUUGUAUCUGUUUUAACUCAGGUGAUUGAAGAUUUGGUGCGUGGUGAAUUCCUUCAGCUGGGCUCCAAAGAAAAUGAAAAUGAGAGAUUUGCUCACUACCUCGAGAAGACAUUUAAGAAGACUGCAAGUCUUAUAGCGAACAGUUGUAAAGCAGUUUCCAUUCUGGGCUGCCCUGAUCCAAAAGUUCAUGAGAUUGCAUAUCAAUAUGGAAAAAAUGUUGGCAUAGCUUUUCAGCUAAUAGAUGAUGUGCUGGAUUUUACAUCGUGUGCUGACCAGAUGGGGAAGCCAACAGCAGCAGAUCUCAAGCUUGGAUUGGCCACAGGCCCAGUUUUAUUUGCUUGCCGACAGUUUCCAGAAAUUAAUGCUAUGAUAAUGAGGAGAUUCAGUUUGCCAGGAGAUGUUGAACGUGCACGGGAAUAUGUACUCCAGAGUGACGGUGUGCAGCAGACAAACUACCUCGCUCAACGCUACUGUCAUGAAGCAAUGAAAGAGAUCAGUAAACUGCGACCAUCCCCUGAAAGAGAUGCCCUCAUUCAGCUCACAGAAAUGGUACUUACCAGAGACAAGUGACAAACUCCUUCCACUAGUUCUGGCGGCAGCUAUGUACCAGACGGUGCCUACAUUUCUUUUUGGAACAUUGUGGUUUGCUUCCAGUGCAGGUUACCAAAAAUUUUUUUUUUUAAAAAGGAAAAAGAAAGCCCCCACUGGAGUUGCACUUUUUUAAAAAAAAAAAGUUGAUGUUUUAUUGAAGGAAGCCAUACACCUGUGAAAUCAAUCAAUCCAUUUAUUAAAUUCUAUUCAUGCUGUAUAAUGUUUUAAUGAAGACUUUGAUGUUGUGUGGGGCAUUGUUUACACUUAAUGUUAAUGCACAAGGCCACAAUAAAAAUAAAUAUAAUCAGUGUAUUAAAAUGAA
Alligator sinensis (Chinese alligator) is the source of this 2131-nucleotide messenger RNA. It is a transcript of the gene PDSS1, whose product is annotated as decaprenyl diphosphate synthase subunit 1. The coding region runs from base 652 to 1788 and encodes 378 amino acids. Gene Ontology annotation, cellular component: mitochondrion; transferase complex. Gene Ontology annotation, molecular function: prenyltransferase activity. The record is from RefSeq and is a predicted model, not a curated record. Lineage: Eukaryota; Metazoa; Chordata; Crocodylia; Alligatoridae. Gene Ontology annotation, biological process: ubiquinone biosynthetic process; isoprenoid biosynthetic process. The transcript is spliced from 12 exons.